CAUAAAGCCUGUUGCUUCUGCUGCCUACACCAUCCAUCCAUCCUCCACCACAACUCCUCUCCUCUCCUCACACUUGCUUGUCUGAUUCACAGCAAUCCUCCAUACUCAACCGCCAUCAUGAUUGUCGACCAAGCCGUCAAUCUCCUCAAGACCACAAAGGGUCCCCUUCCCCUUCCUACCGCUACCCAGACGGCCGUCCCUACUUCGCUGCCUACCGUGGUCCCUAACCCUAUCGAGCAUCAAUUCGUUGGAGAUGAGGGCAAGAAAACUCUAUGGGUUGUCUUUGUCUUGAUGGUCAUUGCCUCGGCUGCCUUCGCUGCCCUCUCGUGGCGUGUUCCCGUUCAACGCCGCCUGUACCAUGUCAUUACCACUCUCAUCACCAUCACCGCCGCCAUCUCCUACUUCGCCAUGGCCACUGGCCACGGCGUCUCUGUCAACAAGAUCACCAUUCGUCACCAGAAUGACCACACUCCCGACACCUUCACCGAGGUCCACCGCCAGGUCUUCUGGGCCCGCUAUGUCGACUGGACCUUGACCACCCCUCUGCUUCUGCUCGAUCUCAGCUUGCUCGCUGGCCUCAAUGGUGCCCACAUCCUCAUGGCCAUUGCUGCUGAUGUCAUCAUGAUCUUGACCGGUCUCUUUGCUGCUUUUGGCUCCGAGGGCACUCCCCAGAAGUGGGGUUGGUACACCAUUGCGUGCAUUGCCUACUUGGUCGUCAUCUGGCACUUGGCCGUCAAUGGCCGCGCUCAGGCCCAGGCCAAGAGCCAGAAGGUGGCUUCUUUCUUCCUCGCCAUUGCUGGCUUCACCUUGGUCAUCUGGACCGCUUACCCAAUCGUUUGGGGUAUUGCCGACGGUUCCCGCAACCUCUCUGUCGAUGGUGAAAUCAUUGCCUACGCCGUUCUCGAUGUCCUGGCUAAGCCCAUCUUCGGCAUCUGGCUCCUCUUGACCCACGCCAACAUUCCCGAGACCAACAUUGAUCUUGGUGGCUUCUGGGCUCAUGGAUUGGGAGGCGAAGGCUCUGUCCGCCUUGGUGAUGACGAUGGCGCUUAA
Molecule: messenger RNA, 1050 nt
Organism: Periconia digitata
Lineage: Eukaryota; Fungi; Ascomycota; Dothideomycetes; Pleosporales; Periconiaceae
Source: the annotation of a GenBank genome assembly